UCUCACGCUACAGAAAUGCCUCGUAAUAAGCCCAAGAUGGUUUGUACUUAUGUGGACCGGGCGGUCUCCGGAGCAUUCGGCAAAACCGGGAGUUUCGUCGGCAGACAUCCUUGGUAUUUCGUUUUGCUUCCUCUGGGAUUAUCCGUUCUACUGGCCACGGGUUUCCUCCGAAUCAACGUGGUAAUCGGUAUCGAACAUCUGUACGCUCCCGUCGACGGAAGAACCCUGGACGAUAAACUGCUGGCCACCGAGCUUUUCCCCAUGAACGUCUCUUCUAAUUUCGAUUUGGGCCGAAUGACGAGGACGGCGAAAUUCCUCAUCGUGUUGAUCACCGCAAAAAAUGGCGGCAACGUCCUGACGAAACCCGUAAUGGAGGAAUGCGUCCUGUUGGAUAAGGCUAUUCGAGCUCUGUCCGUACCAGCGGAUGGAAAAAACUUGACUUACGUAGACGUCUGCUCUACGAAGAGAGGGAGAUGCGUUAAAAACGACCCCGGAAUAUUGGCCGAAAGCAUAGACGAGGUGCUUCGAGGAAAAAAGAAGAUCAAAUACCCACUUUACAUCGACGAAAGAACUUACAGUUUCGUUUUUUAUGGCACCAUAUUGGGAGGCGUCGAAUUAGAUUUCGAAGACAACGUAAAAUCGGCCGAAGCCUUUCGUUUCCUAUAUUAUUUAGACGACGGCGACGGCGAAAGAAAUAGACUGUCGACGUUGUGGGAUGCGAAAGCGGUCGAAUAUUUGGAAACUCAUUCGGGCGAAAAUAUCGACGUCAAGUGGUUUUCCAGAUGGUCUUACAGCAGAGAACUGAAGAAAGUCACCAGAUCGACCGCUAAGCUGCUGGUCGUCGUCUUGGUGUUGGUCGUCGUUUUCAACUUUUUCCUAUUUAUGAACAAGAGAUGGACUCGAAGCAAACCGUGGUUAAGUGUGGCCGCCGUCUUCUGCGUGUUGUUGUCUAUCGCCGCGGCCUGGGGACUGUGCGUUUAUUGCGGAGUGGAAUUCACCAGUGUGGUCGUCUUCGAUUUUUUCUUGACCAUGGGUCUCGCAACGAAAGACACGGCCGUGUUGAUAUCGGCUUGGAGAAGAACCGAAGCCACCGAAACUGUGGAUAAAAGACUGGGAAAAGCUUAUUCCGAAGUAUUCGUGUCCGUUACUAUGGUGUUUCUGAUUUCUUUAAUUUGCUUUUUAGUAGGAUUGGCGGCUCCGUUUCGGGCCGCGAAAAUAUUUUGUACUUACGCGGCUGUGACCAGCCUCUUUUUCUUCUUGUACGAAAUUACGUUUUUGGGAGGAUGCUUGGCUCUCAGCGGAUACAGAGAGAGGAAGAAACUACAUCCUCUGAUUUGCGUCACCGUCACGUCAAAAAAAUCUAACAGAGAUGGAAGAUGCUCUCUCUUCUGUUGCACGGAAAACGGAGAAUGCGGAACACCCGAAGAAGAUUUCUUUAUUUCCUUUCGUGUAUGGGAGAAAUAUGUAUAUUUCGUACAAAAACCCCUGAGUAAAAUUGUAGUUUUUCUCUUGUACGCUGCCUAUUUGGGUGUCGCUAUCUGGCAGUGCACGAAAUUACGAGUGGCGUCGGGAAUCACCGAUCCCUUUCCUUCGGAUUCUUACAUUACGACUUACUACGAACGUCAUUAUAAAUAUUACACCGCUUAUCCUCACAGAGUGCAAGUAAUAAUAGACACUCCGUUGAACUAUUCGGAUCCCGUAACUCAGAAUAAAAUAGAAGAAGUUAUGCAAAGCUUUGAAAAUUCUACUUACGCCACGGGCGCCGUGUCGUCCUGUUGGCUGAAGAUCUUCUUAAGUAUAGUCAAUAAUCCCAAGAAAAAUUGGUUGUUCAGAAGUUACGAUUUUUCUCUGGAGGAAGAAUUUAUCUUUGUACUAAAAAACGUGUUUUUCAAAUUGCCCAUGACUGCGGAUAUUGCUACCGAUGUCGUUUUUAACGAAGAGGAGACUCAAAUUUUGGCAAGUAGAUGUUUUUUUCAGACCCGUAAUAUUAACGAUGCGGAAACCGAAAAAAUGAUGUUGGAAGACUUUUAUAGGAUCGCCGACGACUCUCCCAUACCCGUUCGAUUUACCAGCAUGCUAUUUCGCAUGUACGAACUGGCAACUAUCAUACGACAACUAGUCUUAUGGAUGCUACCUAUAAGUUUCUGUGUCGUUUUAAUAGUGUUUUCCCUCUUCAUUCCUAACAUUCCUUGCAUAUUAUUGGGUUCUCUUUCCGUCACGUCCAUUCAGAUAGGCGUUUUAGGUUUCUCCAACCUUUGGGGAGUUAAAAUCAAUUCCUUCUAUUCCAUAAUAUUUGUCAUGUUAGUGGGAUUGUUAUCUAGUUAUCUCUGCCAUUUAUCUUACGCCUUUUCUGCCUCGGACGAAGACACUAAAGGAAAGAUGAUGUUCGCUUUAAAAUCUCGAGCGGCGGCCAUUAUCCAGAACACUCUCCUCCUGAUAAUCUCACCCGCGUUUUUAAUGAUAGCCACUAAUCAGGUGUCCAUAAUAUUUUACAAAAUGUUCUUUUUGGCAGUGGUUUUCGCUUAUGUUCAUGUUUUGAUAGUUCUUCCCACUCUUUAUUCCCUGAUUUUUGGAUUUCGUGGGAAUCAAAAUAGAUCUUCGCCGAAUCUCUAUCGGAUGGACAAGGUAGCAGCCAGCGAUCCUCUUAAAACAUGAAAUAAUUGAAUAACUGUUUAAUUAAUGCGCUUCACAAUUUGGCUUUUAUACUGUAUUUCUGAAUCUUGGAGUAUUUGGACGUUAGAUUUAUAUAUAAAAGCCAAAUGAAAUACGAAGCCCGUUUGAAAUAUCGCGAUGUUAAUUAUUCGUUAUUUUCACGCAACUUCAUUUUUAUACUGUUUCAGAAACAAUUGAUUUAUUUUUGUAUUUUCAGCUAAAAUUAUUCCAUUUUUCAAAUAAAUGAUACGACUAUUAAGAUUGGUUUAAAAAAUUCUUUGUUUUAAAGAUUAUGAAUGUAGUCAAAUCUCGGGUUUCGAACAUUUUUUACGCCAUAUUUGCCCCGUAUGCGAGUAAGAUACUACACUGUGAGCCGCAAUUAUUAAUUCGAUUUAAUUGACAUUCGUGUUAAAAGUGCUUAACUCAAAUAAAAAUAUAUUAAAUAUUAGCUUAUAGUGGAACCUCGGUUAACAAACUUUUAUUUUGCAAAAAUUCCAUCUCGGAUAAUGAACGUAACGUUUUUUUUUUUGUUUUUUUUUUUGUCAAAUUUUAGUUGCUGCUAGGCGUGCGUGAAGUAAGCAUUGCUUUUCAGAGUGUUUGUGCUAAUCACAGAACUGAAAAAGUUCAUGUAUUUAAUCAAUAUGGCACCCAAGAAAGAAAGUGAUAGUGUAGCAUUAAAGAAAGAAAUUAUUGCAAAAUACUAGAAUGGCAUUCGUGUUAAAGUUUUAGAUGAAGCUGAAAAACUGUUGCUAGUAUGGAUCAAUGAAAAGCAACUUGCUGGAGACAGUGAAACUACAAUUUGUGAAAAGGCAAAAAUUUACACAGUGACUUGUUGACCCAAACAUCCAGUACAAGUGCAGACGGGCAAGACUUUAAAGUGAACAGAGGGUGGUUUGAUAAGUUUCGUGGACGAACUGGCAUUCACAGUGUCAUAAGGCAUGGGGAGGCUUCAAGUUCAGAUGGAAAAGCAGCAAAAGCAUUUGUGGACAAAUUUGCAGAGUUUGUAAAAUCUGAAGGAUACGUCUCAAAUCAAGUGUUUAAUUGCGACGAGACUGGUCUUUUUUGGAAAAAAAUACCUAGACUAACAAACAACACAAGAAGAGAAAGCACCACCAGGACAAGCCCAUGAAGGACAGGCUCACCUUUUUAUUUUGCACUAAUGCAAGUGGUGACCUCAAAAUCAAUCACUUUUAGUGUACAAUGCCGAAAAUCCCUACGCCUUUAAGAGCAAUAAUGUUAUGAAGUCCAAACUGCCUGUCCAAUGGAAGGCAAAUUGCAAGGCAUGGGUAACUUGAACUUUAUUUAUGGAUUUGCUCAGAGAAGUAUUUGCUCCAAUUGUCAAAAACUAUCUUCAGCAAAUGGAUCUUCUCUUAAUGGAUAAUGCCCCAGCAAUCCACCAAAUUUGGAGGAAGAUCUGAAUAGUGAACACGACAUCAUCAAAGUCAAAUUCCUUCCUCCAUUACUGCAAUCAAUGGAUCAGCAAGUGAUUUCCAAUUUUAAAAAGCUGUAUACCAAGGCACUGGUAACCUGGAAACACCUGGCGAACAAUGAUACGGGCUUAACCGUUAGAACUUUUUAGAAGGUGCAUUUUAACAUCCUGCAUUGUAUGAACCUUAUUGACAAAGCCUGGAGUGAGAUCUCGCCGCACUUGGAUUCAAAUUCCUCAAAGUUUCGCUCUGGGACACAAGUUGGCCAGUUUCCUCCAGGCCGACUGCACAGAGCUCUCCCGGUGUAGUUCAUUGGCAAGAGUUUGGGAUUAGAUGAUACAGACUUGGAGUUGAUAAAGGACCAUCAAAACGAACUAUCCACAGAAGAGCUAGUUGUCUUGCAGGAAGAACAGGCGAAAGAGAGAUACAAGAGCAGCUCUUAGGGAAGAAAUCACUGGUGCCGAGAUCAAGGAAAUUUGCAGGAAAUGGAAUGAUGUGCAGGAAUUUAUUAGCCAAAACUUUGUUAGGGUGGUGGUUCUCGAUAGGGUCAUUAAUUUAAUGAACGACAAUGCGAUAUCGCAUUUUAGAACUUUUUAUUAAAAGAGUAAGACAAUCAACUUUAUACAACUUUCGUGUUCCUUAUCAAGAGAGACCUCGACUCGAAGAAUCUCCCGAUGCAAUGUUACCCGAUAUUUUUACCCUUUCAAGAAUUAAACUUCGUACAGUACAUCUCCACUCCUAUGCCACCAAUUUGCUGCUGUAACGAUAGAUACUACGUUUUCCUAUAUUUUCAAAGAAAACCCAUUUUACAAAUAAAAUUUAAGAGGCUAGAACGGA
This is a messenger RNA of Centruroides sculpturatus (bark scorpion), 4916 nucleotides long. RefSeq names its product patched domain-containing protein 3-like. The coding region runs from base 16 to 2655 and encodes 879 amino acids. The transcript has 5 exons. The record is from RefSeq and is a predicted model, not a curated record. NCBI's taxonomy places the organism in Eukaryota, Metazoa, Arthropoda, Arachnida, Scorpiones, Buthidae. Gene Ontology annotation, cellular component: membrane.